This is a messenger RNA of Mus caroli (Ryukyu mouse), 1453 nucleotides long. RefSeq names its product methionyl aminopeptidase 1 (gene Metap1). Gene Ontology annotation, molecular function: metalloaminopeptidase activity. Lineage: Eukaryota; Metazoa; Chordata; Mammalia; Rodentia; Muridae. The record is from RefSeq and is a predicted model, not a curated record. Gene Ontology annotation, cellular component: cytosol. Gene Ontology annotation, biological process: proteolysis.
UCUAGGCCUGCGAUCGGAGCUCCUCCCCGGCUGGGUCCCUCUCCCCGCCCUGUGGCGGUUCCUCCCUCCUCCGGCAGCCAGGCAGCAUGGCGGCGGUGGAGACGCGGGUGUGCGAGACGGACGGCUGCAGCAGCGAGGCCAAGCUCCAGUGUCCCACCUGCAUCAAGCUGGGCAUCCAGGGCUCGUACUUCUGCUCGCAGGAAUGCUUUAAAGGAAGCUGGGCCACUCACAAGUUACUACAUAAGAAAGCAAAAGAUGAAAAGGCAAAGCGAGAAGUGUGUUCCUGGACUGUAGAAGGUGAUGUCAACACUGAGCCAUGGGCAGGCUAUCGGUACACCGGUAAACUCAGGCCACAUUAUCCACUGAUGCCAACACGGCCCGUGCCCAGUUACAUUCAGAGGCCGGACUACGCUGACCAUCCCUUAGGAAUGUCUGAAUCGGAACAGGCUCUUAAAGGCACUUCUCAGAUUAAGUUACUCUCAUCUGAAGAUAUAGAAGGGAUGCGCCUCGUGUGUAGGCUUGCCAGAGAGGUUUUGGACGUUGCUGCUGGGAUGAUUAAAGCGGGCGUAACUACUGAAGAGAUCGACCACGCUGUACACUUAGCAUGCAUUGCAAGAAAUUGCUAUCCUUCUCCCCUGAAUUACUAUAACUUCCCAAAGUCUUGUUGUACCUCAGUGAAUGAAGUCAUCUGCCAUGGGAUUCCAGACAGGCGGCCUUUGCAAGAAGGUGAUAUUGUUAAUGUGGACAUCACUCUUUAUCGAAAUGGUUACCAUGGGGAUCUAAAUGAGACCUUUUUCGUUGGCGAUGUGGAUGAAGGAGCACGGAAACUUGUUCAGACUACAUAUGAAUGCCUGAUGCAAGCCAUCGAUGCAGUGAAGCCUGGUGUUCGAUACAGAGAACUGGGAAACAUCAUUCAGAAACACGCCCAAGCAAAUGGAUUCUCAGUUGUUCGAAGCUAUUGUGGGCAUGGGAUCCACAAACUUUUCCAUACAGCCCCCAAUGUACCGCACUAUGCCAAAAAUAAAGCAGUUGGUGUGAUGAAGUCGGGUCAUGUGUUUACAAUUGAGCCAAUGAUUUGUGAAGGUGGAUGGCAGGAUGAGACUUGGCCAGAUGGCUGGACUGCAGUGACGAGGGACGGGAAGCGAUCCGCUCAGUUUGAGCACACCCUGCUGGUCACGGACACUGGCUGUGAAAUUCUCACCCGGAGACUCGAUAGCUCUCGGCCUCAUUUCAUGUCCCAGUUUUAAUUCUCUCAAGAUGCCUAACAUACGAACACCAUCUCGUACUGUGCAUUUUAUUGAAAGUACGGAAAUGAAGUUUUUUUUUUUUUUUUUAAAUCACUCGUUUUGUUUUGACUGUGGAUAAGAAUGGACUACAGCAUUUGGUGUGUGUCCUCAAGAGCUUUUGGGUCUGAAAGCUGAGAAGAAUAAAGGAAACAUUGCUUACUUCCUUC